AUAAAAUUAAAGUACCUUUGUAUUUGGUCGCUGUCAGUCGGUAAACUACGCGGAAAAACAGUGAUAAAGCAUUAAUAUACAUUGUUUUGUCUCUUCGGAGAGUUUAUCAAAUCGAGUUCUUUGUAUUGAAAGUCGCCUUCUGCGCCAGUGUGUGUAAAGGCUUGACUUUUGACGGGACUCUUCGUCGCGCAAUUAUUCUUAGUAUUUUAUUGAAUCUUUUCGAACGUCGCAAUUAAAUAAAGAAAGAUGAAGGCUGUGAUCGCUCUCGCCUGUCUGCUGGGCGUGGCCGCCGCCGAGGUGUGCUUAAACGAGGUUUCCAUGGAGUGUGGACGGGCCAGCAACAGCUUAGCCCUGCCCAGCUGUAACGCAGUCUACGGCAAUUUCGGUCGCCAAGGCAACGUCGCCAAUGAGAUGCAAGCCUACGCCAACCUGCACCUGCGGAGGUCAUACGAGUUCCUGCUCUCUUCCGCUUACUACGACAACUACCAGACCAACAGACCUGGCUUCAGCAAGCUGUUCAGGAAACUAGCUGAUGAUUCCUGGGCUAAGACUAUUGAGCUCAUCAAACAUAUAACCAAGAGAGGUGGCACCAUGGAUUUCCACAGCCGAAGCCCUCAAGAGACUGUAGAAGAGAAGAACAACACCAUCGAGCUGCAAGAAUUGGAAUCCCUCGCCAGAUCCCUGGACAUACAGAAGGAGCUGGCCGAGCGCGCCUUCUUCAUCCACCAGGAGGCUACCAGAAACAAUCACAAGACGCACGACCCUGAGAUCGCGCAAUACUUAGAGGAGGAAUUCAUUGAAGACCACGCCAAGACCAUCCGAGACCUCGCGGGCCACACUUCAGAUUUGAAGCAGUUCAUCACAGCCAACGAGGGCAAGGACCUCUCCAUCGCCCUCUUCUUGUUCGACGAAUACCUCCAGAAAGUCGCUUAAAAACAAUAAAUUCUCAAAAAUAUUAGUACAGUCCGACAAGGCUCUUUUGGCAAUUGAGUGAGGGCGCAGUUGUCGCUUUAUGCCGACACAGCGAACUAUCAACAAGUGCACAAUCUCUAGAUGGCUUUAGUUCCGAUUUUGGCCACGCGCCAAAAGAGCCUUGUCGGACAGUAAUGGUCAUUUAUUAUUGUAAUUCUAAGAAUUAUUUUCCAAUCCUACUAUUUUUGAUUUUGUUAUGUCUAUCGACCUCUAACGUUUCCAAGAAUACCUGCAGAAAGUCGCUUAAAACAUUGUGAUUCUAAAAGUUAUUUUCCAAUCUUACCACAUUUGAUUUUAUGAACAAAUAAAAAGUCAAAUUUCACGAUUUCCGGUAGUAAUUCAAAUUUAAAAACUACCAAUAUAGUAGAAAUUAGAUAUCCUGGCAACAUCGUUGCGUACAAAGUACUGGCUGUUUGUGUGUUAUAUUUAAAUUAAAUUAAGUUCUAAAAUUGUAUUUCUUAAGUGUAGAAAAUUGUAUUGAUUAUUUAGGUUUUUUUUUUCAGUUAUUUUGAAAUAAAUAGAAAUUAACCACCGUUA
Maniola jurtina (meadow brown) is the source of this 1509-nucleotide messenger RNA. RefSeq names its product ferritin light chain (gene Fer2LCH). NCBI's taxonomy places the organism in Eukaryota, Metazoa, Arthropoda, Insecta, Lepidoptera, Nymphalidae. The coding region runs from base 247 to 933 and encodes 228 amino acids. The record is from RefSeq and is a predicted model, not a curated record. Gene Ontology annotation, cellular component: cytoplasm. Gene Ontology annotation, biological process: intracellular iron ion homeostasis; iron ion transport. Gene Ontology annotation, molecular function: ferric iron binding; ferrous iron binding. The transcript has 5 exons.